UGUUGCUGGUUUGACGCUACACUCUUCUGCAAUGUGCUAGCUACUUAUUAUAUAACAUAAUGUACCGUGCACUGGACAACCGGACGUUUUAUCCAAACUAAAAUUAGGUGCACCAUGGCGAACCAUUUCCACCUGAACACACCGCUGCUGGAGAGUGUUGGCAUGUCCAAACUCGUGGGAACCGCUGUGUAUCUGAAGAUGGAGAAUUCACAGCCCUCCGGCUCCUUCAAGAUCCGUGGCAUCGGACACCUCUGCCAGCACAUGGUCAGACAGUCCAAAGGGGUUGUCUGCGCUUCAGGUGGUAAUGCAGGCAUGGCUGCAGCCUACGUAGCCAGAAAAAUGGGUGUACCGGCCACCAUCGUAGUUCCCUCCUCGUCUCCUCAGCUGGUUGUUCAGAGACUCCAGGAUCAGGGUGCUACUGUCAAGAUCACAGGAAAGGUUUGGGAUGAUGCCAAUGCAGAGGCCCUCAGACUGGCAGAGACUGAAGGACUCACCUUCGUUCCUCCGUUCGAUCACCCCCUGCUCUGGCAGGGCCACGGCAGUAUGAUCGCUGAGGUCGCCGCCUCUCUGGGCCCCGGCGUGAAGCCUGGAGCUGUGCUGCUGUCUGUGGGCGGAGGAGGGCUCCUCUGUGGUGUCAUCCAGGGCCUGAAGGAUGUAGGCUGGACAGAUGUACCCAUCGUUGCAAUGGAGACAGUAGGGGCCCACUGUUUCAACGCUGCAGUUAAGGCGGGGAGGUUGGUCACCCUGGAUGACAUCACCAGCGAGGCAAAAUGUCUCGGAGCAAAGACGGUUUGCAAGAAAGCUUUUGAAUACAGCCAAUGCGACGAGCUUACAAUCAUUUCUGAACUUGUGACUGACCAGCAGGCUCUGCAUGCUGUCGAAACAUUCCUGGAUGAGGAGCGUGUGCUGGUGGAGAUGGCGUGUGGAGCAGCACUAGCGGCUGUCUACAGCGGACUUAUACGCAGAUUACAGGAUGAAGGUAUGCUGCCGACUCCCUUGGGCCCCCUGCUGGUGAUCGUGUGCGGUGGCGGCAGCGUCGACAUGGAGCAACUGACCAACCUCAAACACAAACUGCAGACUUAAAGUACUGUAUGUAUGCAAACUAACGUGUGUGUGUGUGUGUGUGUGUGUGUGUGUGUGUGUGUGUGUGUGUGUGUGUGUGUGUGUGUGUGUGUGUGUGUGUGUGUGUGUGUGCAACCCGUUGUCACUCCUAACUCCACUUCCAAUACAGCAGCUUUUUCAGUGGCCCUCAGCAUCUGAUGCUGACGCACAAGAAGGGUUAUGUGAUAUUGACAAAAUGUGAUAUUGCGAUAUCGAUUAUGAAUAUUGCAAUAUCAAUAUUAAUUUCGAUAUUUUUAAACAUAUAUAAAAUUACAAAAGUUAUGGGAAAAUGCAUCAAAAUAGAUUCAUAACACAAUCUUAAAACACAAGGUUAAUUUCAACUGACAGUCAUAUUGGACUGGUACAACAUGAAUA
Molecule: messenger RNA, 1476 nt
Organism: Perca flavescens (yellow perch)
Lineage: Eukaryota; Metazoa; Chordata; Actinopteri; Perciformes; Percidae
Gene: sdsl
Product: serine dehydratase-like
Exons: 9
Coding region: 115-1083 (322 amino acids)
Biological process (GO): L-serine catabolic process; L-threonine catabolic process
Molecular function (GO): threonine deaminase activity; L-serine ammonia-lyase activity; pyridoxal phosphate binding
Source: RefSeq, a predicted model, not a curated record